This is a messenger RNA of Phlebotomus argentipes, 591 nucleotides long. Its product is annotated as partner of xrn-2 protein 1-like. The record is from RefSeq and is a predicted model, not a curated record. NCBI's taxonomy places the organism in Eukaryota, Metazoa, Arthropoda, Insecta, Diptera, Psychodidae. The coding region runs from base 99 to 416 and encodes 105 amino acids. The transcript is spliced from 2 exons.
CCGAAGGUUGACAUAACCUCAAGUUCACCUUGUCAAAUUUAUGUUUACAUUCCGCGGCGUUUACUUUUGUGUCUUUUGUGAAAAAAAAACCCUUGAAAAUGGAUUUCCCUACAAAUUGGAAGGUCGAGGACUACAGAACAACGUACGAGAGCGACGAGCAUUGGCAAUUGAGGCGCAAUUUUAUGGAGACGCACAAGGAAAAGUUCCCAGAAGAUGAGCUCGUGUGUUUAGCGCAGACAUUCACAAAUGUGGAGUUUCUGGGCUGCCGAUAUCCCGCUGAGACGAUGAGGCUCGUGGCAGAGCUGUCAAAGGACGUGGCGAAAGAGUUCCGGAAGAAGAGAGAAUCGCGCCUCAAGAGGACCUUUGUGCAGGCCUCAGACGCUGCCGAGGCGAAAGCCAAGAGAGUUAGGAAGUAAAUUUAUUCAGCACUGAUCUGGGAUUGCUGCCGGCGUCGGAUUUGCUGGAAGAGACGCUUGGAAGCGGCUCUAAUGAGUUGGUUCGGUGAGUUCAGCAAAUCUUCCCAGGAAAUUUGAUCGAUCUGCAAGAAGUGGGCAAUUUUUGAAUAAACGGGGUGUUUUUUGUAAGAAAAUA